AUGUUACACAGUGGAAAGGGGGUACAGGAAGUGAUGUCACAUGGGAGGCUGCACAUUGAAGACAGACAGACGGUUGCUAUAAAACCUGACAUCAAGUCUGCUCACGGCAACAGACAAGAGGACACAGUGAAGAUGGACUUGUGGUGCUCUCUGCUAUUCAUCUGUCUGUUGUCCAUCAAUGUGCCUGACUGCAACACCCGCGAGCUGACGCAUGUUGACGCCGACGCGUCGACAAUGUCGAGGCCCGCCGCAUUAGCUCACCCAAGCGGGACCAAAAUGCUCCGGCCAGAUCACAGAGCGAAGGCGGAGAACGACGUGACAGAGCCCAGGAAGAAGGCGAAUCUCAUCGGGAACGCGUCGCUGCUGGAUCGGCUGUCCGCCGGCGCCAUCAACACCAAACAUGCGGCAAACAGGAACAGAGUGACUGAUUUGCCACGGCGACGCCUCAGCCUUCCUCCUAUGGACAGGAUAGGAAUGAGACACCUCCCAAACAGAAGAGGCUAAGACGCUGCAUAUCUGGACAAGGUACUGCACGUAUGCUCCGACCCUCAUCACAGGCUGCAGUCAAUCAGUCGCUGCAAUACUCCACACGUCAAUCGAUGCACCCGGAAGGCAAGCAGUGAAACAACUUUUUUUCUCUCCUUUAAACACAAAAUAAAUGUUUUGAAAUGUGUUUCUGUUUCUCAAAACGCCACAUUUUGUUAUGUUUUUAAUAAACAAAGAGUACUGUAUUCGAUGAAAAC
Hippocampus zosterae (dwarf seahorse) is the source of this 743-nucleotide messenger RNA. RefSeq names its product osteocrin (gene ostn). Gene Ontology annotation, molecular function: signaling receptor binding. NCBI's taxonomy places the organism in Eukaryota, Metazoa, Chordata, Actinopteri, Syngnathiformes, Syngnathidae. Gene Ontology annotation, biological process: hormone-mediated signaling pathway. The record is from RefSeq and is a predicted model, not a curated record.